This is a messenger RNA of Aspergillus ruber CBS 135680, 1386 nucleotides long. Its product is annotated as DUF92 domain-containing protein. The coding region runs from base 73 to 1161 and encodes 362 amino acids. The record is from RefSeq and is a predicted model, not a curated record. NCBI's taxonomy places the organism in Eukaryota, Fungi, Ascomycota, Eurotiomycetes, Eurotiales, Aspergillaceae. The transcript is spliced from 4 exons. Gene Ontology annotation, cellular component: membrane.
CGACCUCUCUCCUACAGCUCUCUGCCCCGGGGCAAUCUGAACACCAUUAGCUUAUAACACCAGAAAUACAACAUGAAACCUAUCCUCGCCAUCCCAGCCAUCUCCCUCCUCGUCCACCGCGCCUGGUCCCGCAAGUCUCUCACACCCUUGGGCCUCAUCACCGCCGCGCUGACAGCUGUCGCCCACGCCGUCCAUCCUUGGUCCGCACCAUUUUCCCUACUCGUUGCGUUUUAUAUAGGAGGGACUAAGGCCACAAAGGUGAAACAUGACAUCAAAGCCAGCAAAACACUCUCCGCGACCGGGAGUGGGGGCGGCGAUAGUCAACGGAAUCACAUACAAGUGUUGGCGAACUCGAUUGUCGCGACGGUUUUGAUUAUGUGGCAUACUUGGAUACUUAAGGGCUCUGGGGAGGGGUUUGAUGGGUUUAGUUUUGGACGGGUGACGCCUUUGGCGGAUGUGGUGAUGGUUGGGAUAGUUGCCAACUACGCGGCCGUCGCUGCAGACACCUACUCCUCCGAACUAGGUAUACUCUCCAAAUCUCCCCCGCGCCUGAUUACCUCUCUUUCCCUCCGCGUCGUACCGCCGGGGACAAAUGGUGGUGUAACAGCGACAGGACUGCAGGCUGGUGUUUUGGGGGCUUUUACGGUAGCUGUUACGUCUGCGGUAUUGUUGCCGUUUCGCUUACCCGGUAGUGAUGAUGGACUUUAUGUGAAGGAGCGGUUGGUGUGGAUCCUGGCUGUGACGGGAUGGGGCGCGCUGGGGAGUGUUCUCGAUAGUGUUUUGGGGGGACUAUUGCAGGCUAGUGUUGUUGAUAAGAGGACGGGCAAGGUUGUCGAGGGGACUGGUGGGAAGAAGGUCCUCGUCCACCCCUCCUCCUCCCUACCAGGCGGCACCAGCGAAGCAUCUUCAGGCCUACAAGGCUCAUCCGACAACCUCCGUCUGCGCCAGACAGAAACAGUCGCCAACACCGCAGCCCUGAGGGGUAGUCGGGUUACACAGUCAUCGGUUGGAGCAUCGCCGGGCCGGGAGCACGAUGAAGAGCACGAGAGUCGUCGCGUGGAGAGCGGAAGGGAUUGGUUGGAUAACAAUGGGGUUAAUGUGUUGAUGGCUGGGUUGAUGAGUUUGGGAGGGAUGGGGACUGCUAGUUUGUUGUGGAUGUAGGCCAGCAGCAGAGGUUCAAUUGAAUAGGGAGAGGAAAUUUUUUAUUUUUAAAUAAAAAAAUAAAAAAAGAAAUGACCAGACUGGGGCUCGAUCCCAGGACCUUAUCGGAAUCAGUAGUGAACUGUUAACGAUACGUGAUAACCAACUACACCAUCCGGCCAAUUGUUAAAUUGUUUAUAAUUAUUUGCACUUACAACAAUUACAUAAGCUUAACUUAAAAUGGAC